This is a messenger RNA of Colletotrichum higginsianum IMI 349063, 600 nucleotides long. RefSeq names its product Golgi apparatus membrane protein TVP23. The record is from RefSeq and is a predicted model, not a curated record. Gene Ontology annotation, biological process: protein secretion; vesicle-mediated transport. The transcript has 4 exons. The coding region runs from base 1 to 600 and encodes 199 amino acids. Gene Ontology annotation, cellular component: Golgi membrane. Lineage: Eukaryota; Fungi; Ascomycota; Sordariomycetes; Glomerellales; Glomerellaceae.
AUGGAUUCCUCGCAACAGCAGCAAGAAGCCCCGGGCUCCCUGAGCUGGCGAUUGAGCUCGCAUCCCAUCACUCUGUUGACCUUUCUGUCGUUUCGGAUAUCAAGCGUUCUCGUGUACUUCCUGGGACUGUGGAUCAUCAGAAGCAUUCGCUCCAAUAGGAUCAUGAUUUUCAUCAUCACCAUCCUUCUCCUCGCCGCCGACUUUUACUAUCUCAAGAACAUCGCCGGCCGCCGACUCGUAGGACUUCGGUGGUGGAACGAGGUGGACGCGCAGACGGGCGACUCGCAGUGGGUCUUUGAGAGCAGCGAGCCGGGGACCAAGACGAUCAACCCGACCGACAGCCGCUUCUUCUGGCUUGCUCUUUACACUCAGCCAAUCCUCUGGGUACUUCUCGCCAUCUUCGCGCUCGUACGGUUGCAAUUCCUGUGGUUGCCGCUUGUUGUCAUCGCCUUGGUUCUAACUAUCAUGAACGCCAUGGCCUUCUCGAGGUGCGAUAAGUUCAGUCACGCCUCCAACAUGGCCGGAAGCGCCCUCUACUCUGGUGGCCUGGCAGGCAGUAUCGCGAGUAACAUGGUAGGUCGGUUGUUUAACCGUGGCUGA